Temnothorax curvispinosus is the source of this 5247-nucleotide messenger RNA. RefSeq names its product 2-oxoglutarate dehydrogenase, mitochondrial (gene Nc73EF). The record is from RefSeq and is a predicted model, not a curated record. Bases 262 to 3525 code for a protein of 1087 amino acids. Gene Ontology annotation, biological process: tricarboxylic acid cycle. The transcript is spliced from 18 exons. Gene Ontology annotation, cellular component: mitochondrion; oxoglutarate dehydrogenase complex. NCBI's taxonomy places the organism in Eukaryota, Metazoa, Arthropoda, Insecta, Hymenoptera, Formicidae. Gene Ontology annotation, molecular function: oxoglutarate dehydrogenase (succinyl-transferring) activity; thiamine pyrophosphate binding.
CCUCGCGAGCGAAGUCGCGAGCGGCCGAGCGCUAUUUUCGGGGACUGUCGGGCAGCGUUCGCGGAGUUUCAGAUCAGACCGCGGUGGAAGCGAGUGGCAGCGAGUAGCAAAUGGUGGACGGUGUGUGACCCUCGUCGUGGUUAACAUCAGAUACACAGACAUGUGGUUGCGUACAUUCAAGUAGACGGUGCGUUCUCGGGACUGAGCGACGUUUCGCAUCUGCAUUUCUGACGUGAGCGCGAGCGACAGUGUCAGGUCAAAAUGUAUAAGGCAAGGACAAUAUUCAGAACGCUGGCCCCCUUGGCGCCGCGCAUGUGCGGGCCCGAAAGAUACGCAUCCUGGGUGGUCCGCAGUCAUCCCUUGACCAGGACCAGUCAGGUGAUUUUUACGGAGCCCGCGCGCAAAUACAACAGCCGGGCGGCAACCGAACCCUUCUUGAAUGGCAGCUCCAGCUCUUACGUGGAGGAGAUGUACAACGCGUGGCUGCAAGAUCCGAACAGCGUGCAUGUGUCAUGGGAUUCCUUCUUUCGAAACAGCACCGCUGGAGCUUCCCCAGGAUUCGCGUAUCAGGCACCACCAUCCCUCGCUCCAAGUUACAACCAAGUACCACUCGGAGCGUUGUUGCCACUGGGUGGCGGGACGCAACUCGGUCAGGCGCCAGUUAAUGAAAAAAUUAUUGACGACCAUCUAGCGGUGCAAGCUAUUAUUCGUUCUUAUCAGAUACGUGGCCAUCAUAUCGCUAAAUUGGACCCACUCGGCAUCAACAGCGCUGAUCUUGAUGAUAGACAUCCGCAAGAAUUACUCUAUACCCAUUAUUCAUUCGGGAAGAGACCACGCACUACUUUCUCGCAGGAACUUCAAUACCGAGUAGCCGUCCUAAUGAAAAAGGAGUCGGACAUGGAUCGUGUUUUCAAAUUGCCAUCCACUACGUUUAUCGGCGGCAAGGAAAAAUCAUUGCCGUUGCGUGAGAUCCUGAAGCGACUCGAGUCCGCUUACUGUGGUCACAUAGGUGUCGAGUUUAUGUUCAUCAACUCCUUGGAGCAAUGCAAUUGGAUCAGGCAAAAGAUGGAAACGCCCGGAGUCAUGGAAGUAACGAAUGACGAGAAGAGGCUCAUUUUAGCCAGAUUGACACGCGCAACCGGAUUCGAAGCAUUUUUGGCGCGCAAAUGGUCCUCCGAGAAGAGAUUCGGUUUGGAGGGUUGCGAAAUUUUGAUUCCAGCUAUGAAGCAAGUGAUCGAUAAGUCUACGGAACUGGGAGUUGAGUCGAUUGUCAUGGGUAUGCCUCAUCGUGGUCGCCUCAAUGUUCUCGCUAAUGUCUGUCGUAAGCCAUUGAGUCAAAUUUUCACACAGUUUGCUGCGCUCGAAGCCGCCGAUGAUGGUUCCGGCGAUGUAAAAUAUCAUUUGGGCACGUACAUUGAGCGUCUUAAUCGAGUGACGAACAAGAACAUUCGUCUCGCCGUGGUUGCAAAUCCAUCGCAUUUGGAAGCUGUAGAUCCGGUGGUUCAAGGCAAAACACGCGCCGAGCAGUUCUACCGUGGCGACGGCGAAGGCAAAAAAGUCAUGUCCAUUCUUCUUCACGGAGAUGCUGCGUUCUGCGGUCAAGGCAUUGUCUUCGAGACAAUGCAUCUAUCUGACCUGCCUGAUUACACCACUCACGGCACUAUUCACAUUGUUGUGAAUAAUCAGAUCGGUUUUACUACCGAUCCGAGGCAUUCACGAUCGUCGCCGUACUGCACUGAUGUGGCUCGAGUGGUGAACGCACCUAUCUUCCACGUGAAUUCCGAUGAUCCCGAAGCUGUGAUGCACGUGUGCAAAGUAGCGGCGGAAUGGAGGGCUACCUUCCACAAAGACGUCGUGAUCGAUUUGGUCUCCUACAGGCGCAAUGGUCAUAAUGAGAUUGACGAGCCGAUGUUCACGCAGCCUCUGAUGUACCGUAAGAUCAAGAACACUUUGUCAGCCCUUGACAAAUAUGCCAACUCGCUCAUUGAAAAUAGUGUUGUCACACAAGAAGAAGUUAAGGAUGUCAAAGACAAAUACGAAAAGAUCUGUGAAGAAGCAUAUAACAACGCCAGGCAGGAGACGCAUAUUAAGUACAAAGACUGGUUGGAUUCACCGUGGUCAGGUUUCUUCGAAGGAAAGGACCCGUUGAAAGUUUCGCCCACUGGUAUCAAGGAAGACACUUUGAUACAUAUUGGAAAAAAAUUCUCAUCACCGCCACCGAAUGCCGCUGAGUUUGUCAUCCAUAAAGGUAUCGAGCGUAUUUUGAAGUCUCGCAUGGAAAUGAUCGAGGCUAGAACCGUCGACUGGGCUCUCGGCGAAGCUAUGGCUUUUGGAUCUCUCCUCAAGGAAGGUAUUCACGUUCGUUUGUCAGGUCAGGAUGUGGAGAGAGGCACAUUCUCUCACAGGCAUCAUGUACUGCAUCAUCAGACUGUUGAUAAGGCGACUUAUAGGCCACUCUGCUAUCUGUAUCCUGAUCAGGCACCUUACACUGUGUGCAACAGUUCUUUGUCUGAAUUCGGUGUCCUCGGAUUUGAGUUGGGCUAUUCUAUGACGAAUCCUAAUGCGUUGGUAUGUUGGGAAGCUCAAUUUGGAGACUUCAACAAUACGGCGCAAUGUAUAAUUGAUCAGUUCAUCAGUAGCGGUCAAGCUAAAUGGGUUAGGCAAUCCGGUCUCGUAAUGUUGCAACCACAUGGUCUUGAAGGAAUGGGUCCCGAGCACUCUAGUGCUCGUCUGGAGCGUUUCCUUCAAAUGUCUGCCGACGAUCCGGAUUACUUCCCACCGGAGAGCGAGGAAUUUGCUGUUCGUCAGUUGCAUGAUAGCAACUGGAUUGUCGCCAAUUGUAGUACCCCGGCCAACUACUUCCACAUAUUGCGACGGCAAAUCGCAUUGCCGUUUAGAAAACCGUUGAUCCUGAUGACACCGAAAUCGUUGCUCCGUCAUCCAGAGGCUAAGUCUAACUUCGACUUGAUGCUGGAGGACACACAGUUUCUCAGAGUGAUACCCGAGGAAGGUGCGGCGACUCAGAAUCCCAACGGCGUCAAGAAGUUACUGUUCUGUUCCGGAAAGGUCUAUUAUGACUUGAAGAAAGCGCGCACGGAACGGAAGUUGGAUGAUAAGAUUGCGAUCGCGAGAGUGGAACAGAUCUCGCCUUUCCCGUACGAUCUCGUCAAGAAAGAAGCAGCUAAGUAUCCCAAUGCAGAGUUGAUAUGGUCUCAGGAGGAACACAAGAACCAAGGCGCAUGGACUUACGUGCAGCCUAGGUUCCACACAGCGCUUAACGGCACCCGAAACGUAGUUGGCGCGUCAGACACGAGUGAUCAAGGGUGGUUUGCCGGUUUGUUCUCGUCGCCCAAACCGACUAAAACCACAACUGUGUCAGAGCCGGAAUCAACGGAAUCUACUGAACCAAAGCAAAGAACAGUGAGGUACGCUGGACGUCCCACUGCAUCGUCACCCGCUACUGGGAGCAAAAUGCAACACCUCAAGGAACUCAAACAACUGCUUGACGACUCCCUCAACUUUUAAUGAUCCUGUAUAGCACUACGUGUAGAACUGAAAGUUUAUUUAUUUUUCUCAUAUUUUAAUGUAUCCAUUACUACAAUUUUGUGUCCUGCUCGACAUACACCACGGAACAGAGAUUACACCGUAGCUGUUUAAAUGAUUUCUUCGCAAUGACAACUCCUACGUUUAAGUUCGUAUGUGCGCACGAAUGUUUCAUCUGAAAUGUAAUCUUUCCGCUUGGUCAAUUUUUUUUCUUUCCAUUGAUGCAUGUGUACACAUGUACACAAUUUCACAGGCUAAACUGUGGUAGUUUUCAAUUAAUAUUAAUGCAAUUGAAUAUAUCGAUUACUAAUUUACGAUCUUUUAGCUGUACUCAUGCUACCCUACAAUCAGUUAUUCAUCUACAUGUAUAUUUCAUUCUUUUACCUACGUUUGAAUGUGAAUUUUAGGCAUUUUUCUUUAAUAAUCGACGCGGUUUUGCAUGUCUGAAUGAUACGCUAAAUGUAUGCGAUGGGACGGUAAUUUAGAUAUAUAUUAGUUUUACAAGUAUAUAUAUUUAAACGAAUGUGUAAAAAAGAAACUUGCUAGUCCAAUGAUCUACAUAAGUGUGAAACAUUCGUGCGCUCGUUGUCCUCUGUACUUCAAUCUGUUCGUACUUUGUUCUAAAUUAAUUUUGCGAGGUCGAUAAGAUUACAAAAAGGGAAAGUAUUAUUAAUUUAUGCAAUGUUACGCAGCGCGUACAUUUUAACGUGUAGUAACAAUCCUGUAGGACCUGUAGCACACUCCGGGCCGAAGAGACUGUCCAUGGCAAAAGGCUACGAAGUGCAUAUGGCGAAUUUUUUUCUGUAGUAAUUUAUUUAUGCGCCAUGAGAGGGUUACCAAUCACUUUAAUUUUUUAUCGUGGCUGUAUUUUUAUAAAAAAUUAAAUGGAUUGGCGGGUUAUGCUACGCGUUCUUGACGCGAAAAUAGUAUGACGUAGCACUAAAUACCUCGAGAUCUGUGUCUCGUUUCGACCUCGGUCGUGCCGACACGACGUUUAAAAGUGCCAGUAAUAGAAGCGCAUCGAACUCGGAUCUUCGAUUUGGGUUUGAACUUGAAAGCGCGUCACGACCGAGACCCUAGUGCUACUCCAUGGACGGUGUCGACGGAUGCAGCUCAGUAAAGAGUGUUGAGAGUAGAAGACAAAUUAGUAAUAUUUAACAGCGUCUAGCGAAUUAAUUUUAAUUAAUAAUAAUAAUUUAGCCGGGAAAGCCGCGUGACUCACGUGGGUCGCACGCGUAGCGUAGCGAAAAGGUGCGUAGUAUUUAAUAUUCUUCUAUCUGUACCGUUUGAAAGAUGGGACGAACAAAGAAAUGUUUGAGAAGCUACGUCGUCCUUGCGCUGAUCGGAGGAAAGCGUUGUACGUAUGGUAAAUAUUCGUUUUGUAUUGUCGGAAAGCGGUCGGUGAUGAGAAAGCAGUCUCAUUAUUUUGGCUUGAGAUGCAUCUGAAACGAUAGUUGUGUGAUAUCUCUAUUGAUCCAGCACGAUAUUAUUGUUAGACAGUUCACAAAAGCUACGGUACCUACCUUGUUCCUAUCCGUUGUAUCGUGUGCGUAUUUAUAACAAUGAUACCGGCGCACGUGUGUGCUUAAAAAAGAAAAUUUCUGUCAAACAAUGACACUUAAAAGUUCCAUUUAGUAAACACCGCUGAUAUUACGCCCGAUAUUGUAGUAUCUUAUUGCUGAAUUAAAUUGUCUCAUCGUCUCA